Molecule: messenger RNA, 2208 nt
Organism: Trichophyton rubrum CBS 118892
Lineage: Eukaryota; Fungi; Ascomycota; Eurotiomycetes; Onygenales; Arthrodermataceae
Exons: 1
Coding region: 1522-1860 (112 amino acids)
Source: RefSeq, a predicted model, not a curated record
GGACACUGCAAAUCAGUAUCCCUAGUGACGGAAUUUGCCCCGAAGGAGGGAGAACGGUAUAAAUAGAGCAACUCCACUGGGGAAUCCAUAAUUAUUGUAUGCAUGCAAGGAUGCCGUGGGCCAGUCCUGUUAUCCACAGCCAUGCCAUCAUCCACCGCCAUGCUAUCCUGCAUGUAGGCUAAUGUCGUGAGACACAUCGCAGCCAUAGCACGUCCAUCAAUAAUAUCAGUAUCAGUAAAUGUCCGUAUCAACCUCCGAUGCUAGAUGGCCAGACUUGCUUGAUGCAACAGCGUCACAUGUAGUUUCCGAGCAACCCUGCAAGACUCGGCUAUAAACUUGCCUUAACUUGCUCUCGAGAAGAUCUGGAACCCAUCCGGCCGAACGAGAGCUAGAUACUGAGAUACUGAGCGGACAAGCAUUGCUAGGCAGAUCCCUGGACUCCACCGUGUCACAUCUGCGCUGUCUGGCCUAACUAGGUAGCGGAGAGAAGUUGUGAAAUGAAGGGAGAAUUAGAUAGACUAAGUAGAGUAGACUAGACUGUAUCCUAGUGAUAUGUGAGAAGUAUAUGCAAAUGGUCAUUAAGGAGAAUGAAGAGGAAGAAAUGAAGAAGAAGAUAAACACCAUCAUGUAAGUAAGAAGUAGCGAAUAAACGAACAAGCCCCCCUGCAGCAUGAAAUUCCAUCAAGCAAGAGAAAAUGAAGAAAAGAAAAAUAUCACAAAUGGUGAGUAAGAUGAAACAUAAGAAAGGCAUGGUAUCGUAUGUCCAGAAGAUAAAAGGUAGGCGAGUUAAACCGAAAUAUCAACAUGGUAGAAGAUAUGCGAACUGUUUUAGACCUGGGCCUCUCUCGCAGGUUCGGGAGCAGUAUCAUCAACUUCGGGCCCAGGACCAGGCCCGGGUUCAGUAUCAACUGUAUCAGCUGAGCUCUCUCCUUUCUCGGUGGUGGUGGCAGUCCCGACAGCCUCGAGAUCCAUGACCAGCUUCUCCAUGAACUCGAUGAGCGAUCUGUCCUUGCACCGCUUGAUACCGCCGAGACAGUCGGCGCAAAUACGCAGACAGCAAAAGACGCAUCGCCAACGCACUUCCUGGUCUGCCUUGAGACAGGUCAUGCAAGUGAGCGGGUACAGCACGUUACUUGAGCGCACGAAGGUCUUGUGGAAAUGGUAGCAUGAGAAAUGCGAGUUGGUGAGCGGCGGCGUAUGGUAUUCUACUUUCUUGGGCACAGAGGCAGAAGCAGUAGAGGACGAAGUAGACUGGUUGGAAGUCGAGCAAUUGCUUUUCGGCCGGACAGCGGUGCUGCUGUUGGUGAAGCAAGGUGGGUGUUCGAGCUCUGAGGCCGAGACGGGGGUGCGCGAGAGAGGCGAGCUGGAUGUCGAGGAGGGCUCGCGCGGGCUGGCGUUCUGGUCUGAGUACUGCGAGGAGCCCGCGGAGGAGUAGCUUAUGGGCCUGGGGGGAGUAGGGAGAGCAGCCGGGAGAGCAGCCGGGAGAGCAGCAGCAGCAGGAGAUGGCUUUGAGGGCUGGACAUGCUGGAGCCGCGGGCGGUAGUAGCGCUGCGUGGGCGUGCCGGGUGGUGUAGGCAGGGUGCUGAGGUUCUCGCGGCUGCGCACUCUGGUUAUCGGCGCAUAGGGGUCAUGGUGACGCCUGUCUCCUCUUGGACUGUGGCUGCGAGGGCUAUCCGAGGGCCGCGGGUGGUCAUUUCUUCGGUCUCCAGGGCGCAAUUGAGGGUGAUGCUGCGGGUGAUGCUGUGGGAAGCGCAGUUUGGUGAACUGGCGGGUAUCAAGUUGUUGCUUGGACGCAGCCUCAGCCGGCAGCUGCACCGUCAGGACAGACACUUCGGAGGCCAUCUAUCCUGUAUUUCGUAGCUCUGUCCGCGUGUACGUGGUAUGAGCAGUAAAUUUCCGCUUCCUCUGGUAGGAUUGAAGGACAGAAGGCAAGACAGCAGCAGCGGUAUGGGCGAGUCCAGAAGUAUAGUUAGUAGGACUGGAUGUACUGCCUGCUGUGCGAUGCCCAGAUGUUCCACGCCGUCUUGCUAUUGGGAUCAGCAAAUUAAAGCUGUGCGAGGAGGUAAUGAAUGCAAUAUAAUGCAAACAAGAAAGGGGGUCCAGGAGCCAGCGUCGGGACAGGGCAGAGACGCAGAUAUAUACAUGGGCCAGCAGCCAUGCAUAGUUCAAGCACAUCCAUCCAGUUGCUACCCAAAGAGCAAAAACCAG